Molecule: messenger RNA, 129 nt
Organism: Brugia malayi
Lineage: Eukaryota; Metazoa; Nematoda; Chromadorea; Rhabditida; Onchocercidae
Exons: 2
Coding region: 1-129 (42 amino acids)
Source: RefSeq, a predicted model, not a curated record
AUGCCACAAAAAUCGUGUCUGGCGAAUGAUGAAUUGAAAGUUCCCUGCUGCACUGAUUUUGAUAACAAUCAAAAUGCUGACGACGAUGAUCAUGCCAACGAUAUGAUGACGGUGCAGCAACGAUCAUAA